GCGGGACCGAGCGGCUAUGGCUUUAACCUAAGGCGAGCGAAGCAACGAGUUUAGUAAUCAAGGGUUUCUUCAACGUCGAAAGCGGAGCUUCUAGCAAUCCUUCGUCGAAUUUCUUUCCAGCUUUCUUCCAGACUGUUCGUUACAAUAUAUCCUUCGCGCUUACAAGCUGAUACAGUUUCGCAAUCCUUCUCGCUUUCAAGCCGAACUUGCAGCCGUAACCUGCUGCACAACAAAUCGAGCAUCCUUCGUUACAAUAAAGGCCGACUUCUGCUUGGCUGCAGUUCAGGCGACGGGGUUUAGCUUGUUCUUCUUCUUGCUCAAGGAAAAUUUCUAAGGAGUGAAAGUUUUGCACAAGUUCUUCUUCGUCGCUGUUCGACUUCGCUCCUUCGACGACGUCCUGCUGGAGCGGUAGUUACGACAUUUUUUUAUCUGAAUCAACAACGGGAGCUCGCUUGUUGUGAAGGCCUUACGGACCAAUGGUCCAUUCCCAUCCCGUUGCAAAUGGUUUAGCAUUGCCGCUGGUUCUAUUUCCUCCACUCAUAAACACGACGUGCGAGAAUUUGGUGUCACACCAUGUUCAUGUCAAGGCUUCUUCGCAGAGUAUUAUUGUCCUCUACCAAAUCCGAGUCCUCUUCUGCUUUGUUUUCUACUUCAGCUUCAGUUACCAAAGUUAGAAAUCCCCUUGAGGAGUUUUUUGAGGCAGAAAGAAAUACUGAGGAUGAAAAGCCCGUUACAUAUGGUCGUGGUUGGAAAGCUUCUGAAUUGCGCCUUAAAUCCUGGGAUGAUCUUCACAAGCUAUGGUAUGUUCUUUUGAAGGAAAAGAACAUGUUAAUGACUCAACGCCAGAUGCUCCAUGCUCAGAAUCUGCGUUUUCCCAACCCAGAACGCAUUCCGAAGGUGAGGAAGUCCAUGUGUCGAAUCAAGCAUGUAUUAACUGAGAGAGCAAUCGCCGAGCCCGAUCCCAGGAGGUCUGCUGACAUGAAGAGAAUGAUUAAUUCCUUAUGAUUCUUUCUUAAAUUCUCUAAUCAAACUUGUUUGGAUAAAGCUUCUUCUACUGCUGAUGAUGAAGAUGAUGAUUCACUCUGUUUAAUCUGUUCCAUGUUUCUCGAUCCUGUUCCAGAAAUGAUAUGCUCUGCCAACAGAAUCUCAUGUAUUAUUAUGGUUUUGUUUGAGACGGCUUUCUACUGCUUCUCAAAACAGUUUUUUAAUACAAAAAAUGUAAUUUUUAUGCUAAAAAAUUGCUUUAAGAAGCAGUAAAAAAGCCAUUCCAAACGAAGCCUGCAUCUUAACCUUAUAUAAGUUAAAAUCUUGAAAACAAGGAAACAGUAACCAUGCUUCUCCUUAGUUUAGUGAAUUGCAGUGCAAGCUUGCAUAAAUAAUUAGUGUUGAUGGACACAUUUAAUACAAUGAUUACAUAUCAGUCACUAAGUCAA
Molecule: messenger RNA, 1433 nt
Organism: Dendrobium catenatum
Lineage: Eukaryota; Viridiplantae; Streptophyta; Magnoliopsida; Asparagales; Orchidaceae
Product: 39S ribosomal protein L47, mitochondrial
Exons: 7
Coding region: 574-1005 (143 amino acids)
Biological process (GO): mitochondrial translation
Cellular component (GO): mitochondrial large ribosomal subunit; mitochondrial ribosome
Molecular function (GO): structural constituent of ribosome
Source: RefSeq, a predicted model, not a curated record